AGAUCUCGCAACCGUCCACCAGCCAGUAGAAGCCCACGUGCGCUUGGCAUGCUAGGCAGCCUAGCUACAUCCCGGUUCGGCGUUCCUGCCUUAGCACUUGCUCCCGCACUCUUGCAUACUACCAUGAGCCGAAGAAGACAGAAAUUUUCCCACGUGCAGGACCUCUGGAGCUUCCCUGGUCUCUGGUUCCGCGGCCCUGGGAGAGCUACCGCAUAGCUCGGAUCUGGACACCAGAGAUAAAAAGGGCCAUGGCCCCGGGAGAUGCAGUGCGCGCUGCAGGAACGCAUUCGUCUGGUUUCCCGUCAUUAUAAGAACACGCGAGCUUAUUCAAUCGCUCAAGAUGCACUCCGUCGUUGCUCUUACGCUGCUGGCAACUUCUGCCAUCGCGUUUCCCUCCAAUGGCUACAGCACCGGUCAUGGCAGUUCCAAGCUCAAUAUCCAGGUCGGUGAUCGCCCGUACUACCUCAUAAACAACAUGGACGACGGUCCCUUGAAGACGAAGCUCCAGUCUUGCUCUGAAGGCCCCUUCAAGCCAUCUGACUUCGUCGUGUCCCACCGCGGCGCCUCCCUCCAAUUUCCCGAGCACACAACAGAAGGCCUCGCCGCAGCCAGGAGGCAGGGCGCCGGCAUUCUCGAAUGCGACGUUGCCUUCACCAAAGACAAGAAGCUUGUGUGCCGCCACGCGCAAUGCGACCUGCACACGACCACCAACAUCCUCAACACCACGCUCGCAUCAAAGUGCACCACGCCUUUCCAGCCCGCCGCCAACGGCCAGCCUGCAAAGGCGAAAUGCUGCACCUCGGACAUCACACAAGCCGAAUUCAAGACACUCUGCGCAAAGAUGGAUGGCUUCAACCCCAACGGUACCACAGUGGCCUCGUACAUGGACGGCACCCCCUACUUCCGCACCGACCUGUACGCGACAUGCGGCACGCUCAUGACACUUAACGAGUACAUCAGCAUCGUCGACAGCUAUGGUCUGAAGUUCACGCCGGAGCUCAAGACCCCCGAGAUCCCCAUGCCGUACGAUGGCUACACCCAGACGCAGUACGCGCAGGACAUGAUCGACGCGUUCAAAAAGGCGAAAAUCGACCCCGAGCGCGUCUAUGCGCAGAGCUUCCUUCCCGACGACAUCUUCUACUGGAUCAAGCACGAGCCCGAGUUCGGAAAGCAGGCGGUGUAUCUGGACAGCCGUGUCGACACGCCAGCGGGUUACGCUAACGCGACAGCGUCGAUCCCGGACCUCGCGAAGAAGGGCGUGAAGAUUAUGGCGCCGGCGUUCUUCGCGCUGACAAAGGUUGAUCCAGUGACGAAAAAGGUUGUGCCCUCGGAAUAUGCAAUUGCGGUCAAGAAGGCUGGCAUGGACAUUAUCACGUGGUCGUUUGAGCGGAGCGGGUGGCUCAACCGGGGUGGGGACUACUACUACCAGUAUGUCAAGGACGUGAUCAACAACGACGGUGAUAUGUACACUGUGCUGGAUGUGCUGGCGCAGCAAGUCAAGAUUAGGGGCAUGUUCGCGGAUUGGCCCGCGAGCGUGACGUAUUAUGCCAAUUGCUUUGGGCUAUAGACGGGGACGGCAUGUAAAUGUGGAUGUAGGUGGAUAUAAACGAAGUUUAGCGCCGAGCGAGCGUAUCUAAACCUGAGAUUAGUGCGGGAAAUUAUACGUACUAUUGGCGGAAAUAAGUCUGCAUUCCACCCCAGCACGUGGUGUAUAGUC
Molecule: messenger RNA, 1717 nt
Organism: Paraphaeosphaeria sporulosa
Lineage: Eukaryota; Fungi; Ascomycota; Dothideomycetes; Pleosporales; Didymosphaeriaceae
Product: glycerophosphoryl diester phosphodiesterase
Exons: 1
Coding region: 341-1567 (408 amino acids)
Biological process (GO): lipid metabolic process
Molecular function (GO): glycerophosphodiester phosphodiesterase activity
Source: RefSeq, a predicted model, not a curated record